AUGCAGCCAUCGCCUCCCAAUAAUUUAAACAAAAUUGUUACCUUCGAAAAUCCGUCAGACUUAUCCAAUUCAUCUAAUCAUGGCACUCACUCUCCUCACCUCCAGUCCGGCGAGCUGGCUAGCCUUUGUCAUAGACUCGACAGUUCAACGGCAAGCUCAACCCCUUCGACAGGUUCAGCAGGAGCAGGAUGGCAGUCGCCUCUCGGUGGUGUGGAGGAGUCAUUACUUGGAUUGAAUUUAGAGCCCAAUUUUGAGAAUCGCCCAAGACCAUCUUAUCAACGAAUUGCUGAGUAUGAAAAUGCACUUGCUCUUAGUCCACCCAGAAAACAACCAGAGGGACCCGGAUUCAAGGUUGUGAAGAAGAAAGGCAGUAUGAGUGAUGAAGGCCCUCAGCUGGAGAAUUUUCCAAAUGAGGUUUUAACUCAUAUCCUAUCGCAUUUGCCCGCGUCUUCUUUAUCUGCAGUCUCACUUCUAUCGCGACGAUUUUACAAUUUGGUCACCACACCUCAUGCAUGGCGCGUCGCAUUUUCAAGAUUCUUUCCAGGUCAAGAUGUCACAGAGGCGCUACCUAAUACAUCUGAUCGUAAUGCGGAAUCCGAUGAACGAGAACAAUUACGCGAACAACGAUUCUUUACGCGAUUGACAGGGCUGGCAAGUUGGAGGAGUGAAUAUGUGAUUCGAACACGACUCCUACGAAGUCUUGCGAGAGGGAAACCUGCUCAAGGUGUCGAACAUAGUGGUUCAAGUCGGUCAAAUAGUGUUGGAAACACAAGUGCUGUCACGACUUACACCUCGGAAUUAUUUACGUCCAUUAAUCAUAUUCAUGGCGUAUUUGGGCAUGGAAAGAAAUAUCCACGUUUUAUUCAUGGAACAGAUGAGACUGGUUCUGCUGGUAGCAGCGAUCCUAAACUUGGAAAAAUUGAUCCUUGGGGUUUGACUGAUCCUCAGGCAAUGCCCCAAUUCGCAGAUCUGUUUACAGGCGAUGUUCCAUUUGGUCUCGGAGAUGGUCCUGCGGGUCUUCCGAAUGUUAUGGAUGUCAGCCAACCGUUUGGAAUGGUGUAUGGAGAAGGUUUCCCAGGAGGUUCGGCUUACUAUAGAGCAGCGAAUGAAAUGCGUGGUCGCUUUUUGGCUCAUUCUCCACCAAGUUUGGCAGAUGCAGAAUAUGGCAUUCCAAAUAUACCACCUCUAACCGAGGCAAUAUCAGCCCUUUGGAUUGCCAGGUCCAUGUCUUUACCCAAAGUCACCGAUGAUCUCAUUGGAAUUAUGACUGGCUCGACACUCGGUAUAAUCACAGCUUACAGCCUCGGCACAGAAAAUCCCAAGGCCAAGCUUGGACAGGUGAUGGCCCGAUGGAUCCCUUGUCCUGGUGUCCCUAUAGUGGCAAUUAGUUUGGAUGAUUCUUAUGGUCUUUCACGCAAAGCCUCGGACCGAGCUUGGGCAGUUGCGUUGAACGCUUUGGGUGAAGUGUUCUACCUGACGGACGUACCUACACAUCCUCUUUUUGAUGCAUCGUUAGAUGAGGAUAAUUUGGGUAGGCAAGCGUGGAUCGCUGGUCGUACUGCAUGCUGGCAAGUUGUGGAGGCAUCCCGCCGUAUAGCACGGGAUGAUCCUUGGCAAGAAGCUGAAGUUCACGGCAGCUACUCCCCUAGAUCUUCAUGUACUUUAAUGAAUCUUUCCAAGCAGCAACUCAAGGCAGAAACGCGCGAGAUCGAAAAGUUCUUGAGAUAUCGUCCCUCACAUUUCCGCAGUAUUUGUGAUGGAUGGGAUAUGCGUCGACGACUGGAGGUUGACUUUAGCGGUGAUGAUAGUAAUGGAGCUGGCGAGAGUGUGUUUGUCAUUGGCCGUGGAAUCAAUUCUGGAGAAAACGCCGAGAUCAAGAGAUAUACAAGGUGUAAAUUCGAACAAGCCUCACUUGAUGGAUUUAAAUUACCAAGAACUGCUCCGGCAACACCUCCAAUACCAUCCGAACCAAACAAAAUACAAUCAUUAUUUGGGGAUGUGUCAAAAAUCAAAUCAGAGGAGCUUACUUCGCCUAAAUCACCAAUAUCGCCUAUGAUGAAGCUUGAUCGAUCUUCUGGAAUUGCGGCAUCCCUCAUGGACGAAGAAUGGCGGAGCUCCUUGCUAUCUUUAAAGUCCUAUCCCGGCGUUGAGAUAAUCACGUCUGCUGUAGAUUUAUCAACAUAUGCCCUACUCACAAUCGACGAGGACCCAUUACACACAGUAAAUGGCAAAACAAGUUUUACCACUUUCUCUGAGACACCAUCUGAUGAGACUUCGCCAACCAGCAUCCCCGGAUACCGUGCGCGUUAUUUAGCUGUUGGUACCAAGACCGGCCAAAUAAUCUUGUGGAAUAUGCGUGGUCCUCAGUCUGCGAAUCCUCAAGUGGUCAAUGAGCUACAUCCAAUUCGUACUAUCGUCACAGAGUCACCUCAAAUAUCAUGUUUAGCAGUUUCUGCAUUAUUCGUUCUCCAUGGUGGUAAUGAUGGCCUUGUACAAGCUUGGGAUCCUCUCGCAUCAUCUACUCAACCUAUUCGCACUCUACACUCCCGCUUCUCUUCCCGUGCUCGACGUCGUUUAAUCCAAGCCGAGGCUCGAAUUCAUGGAGUAGGCAUCAAUCUUUACGCAGCCGGUGCUAUCGUCCUUGAUCCCGAUCCAACCAUCUUACGUGGCAUGGUUUCACUCGGUACUCAUCUUCGAUAUUGGCAUUACAGUUCCUCUGCUGCCGAUCAAUUCCAGACCAAAAAGCGAAGACUUCGACGCGGCGAACGUGGUAGCAAUGGAGCAAGUGAUCGAUUUAGCAAUACUGGUAGAGGAGCUUUGUUGAGUCAGAUCGCAACGGAACAACAUGAACACGCCCAAGAGAAGAAAGAAAACGCCCAAGAGGCAGCCAGAUUUGCUGGCCGAUUUGGUGUUGGGUUCGGUGGUCUGAGUGAAGAAGAAGCUUUACGUUAUGCGGAAAUGGUGUCUGCUCAAGCUCUCAUUGACGACGAAGAACGUCGUAUCAGUGAAGCCGGAUAUUUCGCAGAUUCUGGUGAGAAUUCUCCAAACAAAGGCGAGAAAAGUACUGGAACGAUCACGCCUGAAGCUAGCACCAUAAGUCAGUCCACGAUACCAACUCCAGCUGUAGAGUCUCAGCCUGACUAUGAUCAUGAUCUUGAGCAAGCCAUACGUCUUUCAUUAAUGGAUGGCCAUACAAUUGGUGACAACGGCUAUUCACCAAAUAAAGGUGAUUAUGAUGUCAAUUUCACGUAUAAACAGAAAACUACGAGACGUUCGGCAUCAUCUUCGCCAUCAACCAGCCUAGUAUCUAAUAAUAGAUUUAGAUCAGAACCGUCGAAUUCUUUUGACAAACAUAAUCAAUUGGCAGAUGAUCUUGAUUUUGCAUUGCAACUUAGUUUGGCAGAGGAACGUAGUAAAGAAGAGGCUGAGGCUGAGGAGUUUCCAGGAUUGGGAUUUGUAGGAAAGGGGAAAAGUCGUGCAAAUUGA
Messenger RNA from Sclerotinia borealis F-4128, 3486 nucleotides. The record is from the annotation of a GenBank genome assembly. NCBI's taxonomy places the organism in Eukaryota, Fungi, Ascomycota, Leotiomycetes, Helotiales, Sclerotiniaceae.